AUGAAUAUGUUGGAUGAUGAAUAUGACCAAAGCUUUCACGCUACGCGUGACGGCUACUCCCAUUUGAGCGAUGUCGAAUGGGAUGCGGUUGAACGAAUGGGUUCGACCAUGGGCAUCCAUGCUGUUAGCGUCAUGCUAGAGGCUCUCAAUAGAGAUGCCCAACAUGCUACUAUCGCCAAGUUUAUUCAAAAUGAACUUGACGCAAAACGCGAGAAAGUAGCCUUGCUUCACCAACAAGGUUCUCAACAAGCAGAGUUGUUGAGAGAACAGGGUGCUCAACAGUUUGAACUGUUGAGACAGCAGCAGGCUGCUGCUGGUGGGUCGAUGCACUCGCGUCGACCCGAGACUUUGAAGAUUGACAUCUCCAAGGCGCGUCGCAUCGACGAUGGGGAUAUGCAAGCUGCAUUUGCCCAGUCAAAUCUGGCAGGACGUGCCAAGACUUGGGCACUGGGGCUCAAGUUGCACGACCCAUAUGCGUUUGGGUCGUUGGAAGUCUUCAAGUCGCGGCUCAGACAAACGUUUGAACCGCCUAGAGCUGAGUUCAGAGCUCGAACCGAACUCUUGAAGCUCAAGCAGGGUAAGCGUGAUGUACACGCUUACGCUCAGCAUAUACGACAUCUCACGAGUUGUAUAAGUUCCAAUCCGGUGGAUGAACACACGUUGGUUUCGGUGUUCAUGCAGGGUCUUGCGGAUGGUCCCGUCAAGACUCACCUGUUCCGGCUUGAACUAGAUUCACUAAAACAAGCCAUUUCCAUUGCGGAGCAGGAAGACUUCAGUCUGAGACAGGCUCGCGCUGGACUUGCUGAUUCGCCUACAGCAAUCCGGGGCAGCGCCCUUGUCGUCGGCGCAAGCGCCUCCAAGUUCACAUGGGAAGGAUCCCGGAACGGCUUAAGUAAGACUACGUAG
Molecule: messenger RNA, 906 nt
Organism: Peronospora matthiolae
Lineage: Eukaryota; Oomycota; Peronosporomycetes; Peronosporales; Peronosporaceae
Source: the annotation of a GenBank genome assembly